AUGUUCCGUUCUACCGUAUCCAAAUUAUACAGACAACCUACAAGAUCUUUACACUACAGCAGACCAACCUACUCUGUGGUUAGUGGUGUGAAAGAGACCUUAGAAAAGGCCAAUAAAAAGACUGGCGAGUUUUUGGCUGCCACUAUGGAAACUGCUGAAAAGACUCCGGAAACCGUCGGAGAUGUUGCUGAAAAGGUCAACAAGAAGACUGGUAAAGUGUUGGCUGAAGGCAUGGAAAAGGUUCAGAGGGUUGCACCCAACAAUUUAAGUGAAGCAGCUGAUAAGGCCAACAAGAAAACCGGUGAAGUAUUAGCUGACGGAGUGGAAAAGGUGAAUGCUGGCGAACACUUGGACAGAGUUCGUGAAAACGCUAAGGGCUACAAGAAUUUACAGGAUAAAGGACUGAAGGCUGAGUCUGAACAAAACCGUCCAGAGGAUGGAGUUUGA
Messenger RNA from Yamadazyma tenuis ATCC 10573, 447 nucleotides. RefSeq lists its product as uncharacterized. The record is from RefSeq and is a predicted model, not a curated record. NCBI's taxonomy places the organism in Eukaryota, Fungi, Ascomycota, Pichiomycetes, Serinales, Debaryomycetaceae.